GCCACAUUGAACAUCCCCCCAACUGCACCCCAACUUGCGCCGCAAUGUCCAAUCCUUGGAUCAAAUUCAUACGCACCGCGCUAACACACCCAAAGCACACGCCAUGGAUCCUGGCUUUGCUCUUCCUGGGCGAUGCGGCUCUAUGCGCGCUGGUCAUCUGGAUGAUCUCCUACACCGAGAUUGACUGGUCCACCUAUAUGCAGCAAGUAUCUCUCUAUAUAGCCGGUAAACGAGACUAUACUGCGAUCAAGGGCUCGACCGGACCUCUGGUCUACCCCGCCGCACAUGUCUACAUCUACACCUUGCUCCACAACCUGACCGAUGGAGGACGGGAUAUCCUCCUCGGGCAGAUCCUCUUCGCAGGCCUUUACCUUGCUACCUUGAUCGUUGUCAUGGCCUGUUAUAGACAGGUUGAGGUUCCUCCGUACCUUUAUCCGCUACUAGUUCUAUCUAAGCGGCUUCAUAGCAUCUUCAUGCUACGCUUGUUCAAUGAUGGUAUUGCGGCGUUCGCUAUGUGGGUGGCUAUUUACUUGUGUAUGAAACAGAAAUGGACCGCCGGUAUUGCGAUCUGGUCUUUGGGUGUCGGUGUCAAAAUGACAUUGGUCCUGCUCGUGCCAGGAAUUGCGAUUAUCACUCUGUUGAGCUUGGGGUUGGUCCAAAGCAUCGUCCUUGGUGCCAUGGCUGUCCUCAUUCAGGUAUUGCUUGCAAUCCCAUUCCUCCAGGAAAACCCAGUAGGCUACCUUUCCAAAGCCUUUGAACUAUCCCGGCAAUUCAUGUUCAAAUGGACGGUGAACUGGCGAUUUGUGGGUGAAGAAACUUUUCUCUCGAGAGAAUUCUCUUUGGGUUUGCUAGCCUUGCACAUUUCAUUGAUGGCUAUCUUCUCGACUGUAUGGGUGAAGCCAUCCGGGACGAACGUGGUCCGCUUCCUUUUGGGCAGCAUACAGGGCCACCAGCCACGAGUGGCACUCUCGAGGUCAUUCAUCAUGACCGUAUUGCUGAGCUCGCUAGCUAUUGGCUUGCUGUGUGCCAGAUCAUUGCAUUACCAGUUCUUUGCAUAUCUGGCAUGGGCCACCCCGUUCCUCCUGUGGCGUGUAGGCCUCCAUCCAAUUCUGAUCUAUAUCGCUUGGGCCCUGCAGGAGUGGGCGUGGAACGUCUAUCCCAGCACCAGCGCUAGUUCCCUGGUAGUGGUCUUGUCGCUCGUCCUGCAAGUGCUCGGUGUGCUCGUCAACGGGCUGGGCGAGGUGGACAGCAGGCUCAGCAGGGCUGGGGGGCGAAAGAAGGCGGGCGCUAAAUGAAAACCGAAUAGGGUGUUCACUUCAUAUGUAAAUAGUCGGAUUUUUCAUGCAUCGGAUUCAUCAGACGACGGCAUCAUUCCAACUCGAGAUUCUUCCUCCUCGGAGUCGGAGUCGGCAACAGCCACGGGCUGCUUGACGAAUUCCUUUGGCCUGCAAAAAGUAUGCCUAUUAGCCACUGAUGGAAUUAGAUCUAGAUCAACUUUGAACUUACCAGAAAGAAGCUUUCCUCCACGCUUUCUCAUCACGAACAAUGUUGAUGAUCUCCCCGCCAAUCUUAUUAUCCCGCUCCUCCUGUGCCUGGGUAUCAAUGACAACAUAUGAUCCACGUUUGAUCCAAAAGGUUGACCGGAACCGGGCAGGCAACUCGACGAGCAUUUGAGUCUUGUCGGCUUGUUCAAUCAGGUAAAUGUUAUUUCCGGUGGCCUUGAUUGCUCGGACAAUUUGUUGGGUGCUAGAUAGCUCGUCCGGUGGAAACAUCGUUCCUUCGGCCGUAGCCAGGACCUUUCGGCGAGGGGGAGCCAUUUCGAGGGUGAGGUGCUAGAUUUCAGUGUAGUCAAAGUGCAAUUGAGCUUUAAAAACCGUUUUGAAGCGCAGGUGGGAUUGUCAAC
Penicillium brasilianum is the source of this 1903-nucleotide messenger RNA. NCBI's taxonomy places the organism in Eukaryota, Fungi, Ascomycota, Eurotiomycetes, Eurotiales, Aspergillaceae. The record is from the annotation of a GenBank genome assembly.